Messenger RNA from Hyla sarda, 3055 nucleotides. RefSeq names its product ciliated left-right organizer metallopeptidase (gene CIROP). NCBI's taxonomy places the organism in Eukaryota, Metazoa, Chordata, Amphibia, Anura, Hylidae. Gene Ontology annotation, molecular function: metalloendopeptidase activity. Gene Ontology annotation, cellular component: membrane; cytoplasm. The record is from RefSeq and is a predicted model, not a curated record. The coding region runs from base 1081 to 2811 and encodes 576 amino acids. The transcript has 17 exons. Gene Ontology annotation, biological process: cell adhesion; proteolysis.
GUCUAUGAGGUGAUUUGGGGGUGACAGUGAAGAGUAAAGCAGUGGAUAAGUCUAGUCAUGACAGGCAGGUGGAGGCAUUGUGGGUACAAUUGUGUAAUGUGAGGGGCUCAUGUAGUGUGUGUCUAAUGUAGUGGGCUGUGGGUACAGUAGUGAGUGUGUGUAAUAUGGGGGUAUUUUAGUCUAUGAGGUGAUUUGGGGGUGACAGUGAAGAGUAAGGCAGUGGAUAAGUCUAGUCAUGACAGGUGGAGGCAUUGUGGGUACAAUUGUGUAAUGUGAGGGGCUCAUGUAGUGUGUGUCUAAUGUAGUGGGCUGUGGGUACAGUAGUGAGUGUGUGUAAUAUGAGGGUAUUUUAGUCUAUGAGGUGAUUUGGGGGUGACAGUAAAGAGUAAGGCAGUGGAUAGGUCUAGUCAUGACAGGCAGGUGGAGGUAUUGUGGGUACAAUUGUGUAAUGUGAGGGGCUCAUGUAGUGUGUGUCUAAUAUAGUGGGCUGCGGGUACAGUAGUGAGUGUGUGUGUAAUAUGAGGGUCUUUUAGUCUAUGAGGUGAUUUUGGGGUGACAGUAAAGAGUAAGGCAGUGGAUUAGUCUAGUCAUGACAGGCAGGUGGAGGCAUUGUAUGUGUUCUAUGAGGGGCAUAUACAGAAUGGGUGGUAAAGUAGAGAUGACAGUGAAAUAGUCAUGACAAGAAGGGGGUAUUGUGGGUCACACUCACAGCUCCUGGAAGCCUUCUGCUGCCCUCGGCUGCUCCUGAGACUGAAGAGGCUGGUAGAGGACAACAACCCCUUUAAGAGCAGGAGCUCAUAGCCUGGAGGAGGGUGCAAGGAUAAGACAUGCAGAAGAUAUCCUGACCAAGAAUAGCCCAUGUAGUGACUGAGGGUGCAGGAACAAUACCGACGCAGGACCAGUAAUUUCAUUAGAACGGCAGCUAAAACAACCAGGGCAGAGAAUAAGAAAAAGAAGGCAGAUAAGAAAGGCUGAAUGAGAAAGACAAAUUACCGAAAGAGGACAUUUUCAUGCCCAUUUCUAUUGUGAUACACUAGUUCAGUACAUAGAUCUGAGGGGCCGCUUCUUCUGAAUCGUGAUAUGAAUAAAUACUGUCGCUCUGUCUGGGGAGACCCUUCACUUCCUAACUAUAAAAGGUGUGGAUCUAGAGACAACUCCUACCAUGGAGAACGUUGCUUAGAUGUUGUGAUCCCAGAUUCCCAUCUAUAUGGAUAUGAAGUAUGGCCAAUGAAUGGUAUAGAGCCUGAUCAUGUGACACCGAGUGGCACUGGUGUUCUUGAUACAGACUUCCUUUUAUAUGUAAGGGUAGCACAGACAGAGAAAUGUGCAUUGCAGCCAUCAGUUAUUGCCUAUGCCGCAUAUUGUCAGCUGGACCAUUCCGGUCGUCCGAUUGCUGGGGUUAUUGUAUUUUGCCCGAAGCGCCUUAAAGAUGGAAUAUAUCAACAUCAACACGUUAUGCAGGUAUGUCUACAUGAGAUACUUCACGCCCUUGGAUUCUCUAGCAGUCUUUUUGAACGCUGGAUAGACUGCAGUUUUUCAGGACAUAUGUGUUCUUCCCGAUCCCGUGUGACAAACACAGAUGAAAGGGGUCAGCUGCGUAUUUACACCCCAAAUGUAAUGCAAAGAAUGGGGGAGCACUUAGGAGCAGGUAGUGUUGGAGCCCCUCUAGAAAACCAGGAAAGCCCAGCUUCAUCGCACUGGGAAUCCAGAAUUAUGCAGGGAUCCAUCCUAACAGCUUCACUUAGUCCUCCACACCUAACAUUCCUGGAUCCAAUCACUCUAGCUGCCUUUCAAGAUAUGGGCUGGUAUGGGGUUAAUACAAGUAUACACAGUCAUCUAGUGUGGGGUAAAGGAGCUGGUGUUUACUUCGGUCUACCUUCCACAUGUCAAGAUAAAUUAGCAGGUUUCUUCUGUGGAGAAGAAGGUGAGAUUGGCUGUCACUAUCUCCAUUUGGACAAAGGUAACUGCUCUACGGAUGCAUACCUGGAUGGCUGCCGUAUUUAUAAGCCCCUCAUACAAGGGGGGGAGUGUUGGCUGCUACAAGAACACCAUGUAUCAGAUGAAAUAUACCACCCUCAGAGUCGCUGCUUCUUCUCCAAUCUUACCAAGGAAAUGAAGCAUGAAAAGGUCAAAGGACGUUGCUAUCUGCAUCGCUGCGUAGCUCCAAACAUUUUCCAGAUCAAAGUUCAAGGUUCGGAAUGGACAGACUGCCCCGCUGGAGAGUGGAUAGAGGUUAAAGGCUAUGAAGGCAUUCUACUAUGUCCAAAUGGAAGGCUCUGUUUGGGGUUCGACCAACCGCCUGCCCCGACCACUGUUCCCACCACAACCCCCAUCUACAGCACAUUUCCUCAAAUAACAAGCCCAGGACUAAGGGUGCAGUUAACAACCAUGCAAAAUCUAAACUGGAAUACAGCUAAGAAAUUCCUUACAGAAGAAGUCCUAGCGGUCAUUGCCCAGCACGCUGGAAUACAAAGAUGCUUUUUACAUGCUUCCACACUGGACAAAGACUUAUCGUUUGUUCUCAUGGUUGGAAAACCUAAUAACUGCCAUCCACAUCCCACUGGAUCGUCGCCCCAUUCUUCCAUUGUGAAUCUUAUUGAUAAUCCUAUAACAUAUGAGUCUCCUCACUUUUCUACUGUCACCAUCAGGUUGCUGUCUCCUGGCUCCCAAAACAGUAUCUUCAGUGAAGUUAGUCUGAUCGUUGGCUGUGUUGGGGUCAUCCUGUUCUGUACAAUGAUUCUUGUCAUCUGCUGGUGUAAACACAGGGCUAGAGUCUCACAAGUAAGAGACAUUUAUCAUGCACAGCCCUAAAAUAAAAGACUUGUGCAAUGAGGGAUUUAUUUGAGACGUCCGCUUCACAGGAGAGAAGAGAGGAUGCCACUUCAUCCUGUUAGAUAUUAACAGAACGAAAUCAGAACGUCAAAGUGAAUGACAUUAUGUAACAAUUUCCACGUAUCUGCUAUAACAUUUACAUGAAAGGUUUGUCAGUGCAAUGACUGGUCUCUUUUUUCCCCCACAGUAUGAAAUAAUAAAACAAAAAUGUUCCUAAUUUGUA